Messenger RNA from Xyrichtys novacula (pearly razorfish), 5580 nucleotides. Lineage: Eukaryota; Metazoa; Chordata; Actinopteri; Labriformes; Labridae. The record is from the annotation of a GenBank genome assembly.
AUGAACGCCAUCAAGCGGUACUUUCUACGGCAAAGACUCCAUCUCCCACAAUUCCUUGUAAACCAAAUCCGACGUUACGUAACUGCCGGUGGUGUUGGCGGGCAGAACGGGAUCUUUCCUGGUUGAUAGCGACGCUGAGGGCCAUUGUGUUAUUCUGUUGCAGCACAUUGAGAAGAAAUCCAUUCAAGACUCGCUACCCCGGGAUUUUUUGGUAGUUUUUUUUUAACGGCACGGACCGGUCCACUCGUCCAGAACCACCCGGCCCAGUUUUCUCGGUGUCCCCUCGGCCUCCCGACCCGCCGUUGAAGCUCCCCGAAUCAUUCUCCGCAGAGGUAAGGCUCGUUAGCUAACACAGGAGGGAACAUACGCCAGCCAUGUUGCCCUCUGGUCGCGGGGGCAGGCCGCCUGGGUCGGUUUUCGUGCCCCGUGUUUGGUAGUUUGUCUGAAUAUGACGGUUAAAGAGAGUGGGGGAAAAUGUCCGUGUGUGUGUUUUUCCGUACGUGGAGCUUUUUCAUGCUGCACGCGAGGCUUGCAUACAGCGCGUGCAUGCGUGAUAGUCGGCACGCUGGAUCUCCAAAGGUUCUCCACAGAAACACCGGGAACCUUUCGGGGUACGUUGCGAACUUUGAGUCCUGAUCACCUGCAACUUUACCUAAAAUUUCACGGUUAAUGAGAGUUAUCGGCCUCUGUAAGUGUUUUUUUCCCUCGUGGAUCGAGUCUGAAAAUCACAGACAUGGAAGGGGGCGUUUUUCUUCAUCACUGUCUGUGAACACAUUAACCGACGGGACAUUUAAGUCGCUCAUACGUGGGGAUACACGGGAGUAAAAAACACGAGUUAGUGAAUAAAAAGGUGGUUUAUGUCCACGGAAAGGACAAAAGCCCACAGAGUGAAACAUUAACACGGUAACAUGAGUGGCCUGGCCUCUAAGUAUGCUGGGCUGCAGCCUGCAGAGAGGGGCGGGGCUCAUGGUGGACUCUUAAUCCCGCCCACCAAUGAUGAUUGAUGUGUUUUCUGUCCAAUCUGAGCGGGCUCAGCUCAACGCAAACUGCUUUUAUCCAAUAGUUUGUGUCUUAAUGUUAAUCAAUGUUUUAAAUUCAGUGACUUGAUCGUGUAUUGGCUGUAUUUGGACAGUGAAUAUAUCACAUAUUAAUGCAAAAAUUAAAGGGAUAUUCCGGCAUGAAAUUAAGUUAGGGUCUAACACACCGAGUUAGACCCCCCCUCCAGAGAUGAAUGUUGCCGACCGCUUGCUUCUCUAGUUAUACCAACUUUAGUAACGACCGCAGGAUAGAAAUACAGAGAGCCACGCGCUCAACCAAAACGCCACUCUAUAGCCACAAAUAAUGCUCAGAACAGCACCUAACUUCAUCAACAGGACAUAUAGGGUCCCAGCCAUAGUACUAGACACCAAACAUCUUUUUAACUUUGACUCAUUUCUUUAGCAAAGAGACUAAACACAACUCACCUACUCUCUUCCAGCAGCCGCUUGUUUGUAGCGAGACCUCAGGCCAGUCCAUUACAGACUACAGCGGGGUGACACAGCUCAAGGAAGAACAUUUAUGAUUAUUUCUUCAUGGAAAUACAAUCAGACCGAGACGCUAAGACAGAAGAACUACCGUGAUUACUUCAAGGAAAUGAUAAAGAUAUAAUCAUAAAUGUUCUUCCUUACGUUACGGUGUGUUUGACCCUAGAUUUAUUUUACGCCGGGAUAUCCCUUUCAUGCUAACAAAUGUUUAAAAUUCUAAAUAGUUACUUUAUCAUGUAUUUGUGUGUAUUUGGACACUGGAUAUAUCACAUAGUAAAGCAAACAUUAAAUAGUUUAAAUGAUUAUGUCUGACAGUAAUUACUUAUAAGAUUCUCAGACAUGAAACACUAAAAAAAACACAGUUGGACACAGUUACUGUUUCAGAAAUGUAAAAUGGUUCAUCAGGUACGGAGCGUGCUGUUGGAUAUCCGACUGUGAAAGGUGGUUGGAGACACCAGGAAUGUGGUCAGGCCUGAAAAAGAGACCCUUAGAAAACUGUAGGUGGAGCAGUUGUGAACAAACAUGGUGUAGGAUUAGCAGUAUCAGAAAUGUUCUACUGUGUAAACUAUAUUUUAUCUCUUUAUAUGUCAAUGUUUUGUUGAUCACUCAGCCUCCAAGAGACGUCUAAUUUAAGGAUGAAACUCUGGCGUGUUCAAACUCCAGCUUCAUUAUCUAUCGAUGUCAGUCUGACUUCGUGUGAUUCCACUCAGACUGAAUUGUUUACACGUGUUGUUAAAUCUAGUUUCAGUCAUUCUAAGACAAUAAAUCGGAUUUUGUUGAACGAGAUGUUGACGAAGUGAAUAUCUAAAAGAAACCCAAACCUUUAGCCUUACUGACAACAACACCACAAGGGUCUGAAGGAUGCAGUCCUGAGAGCACAGCCUCCAGCUCUGCAGACUUAUAAAACUGUUUCAUCAGAGUGGUGAGGAUACGUCACAGAUCCAUCUGUUGCUUCUCCCUCCAUCACAGGCUCCCUCAGCAGACGUCAAGCUGGCGACCGUUGCAGGAAAGAAAGGCAAGAAGGGCGAGGAGGAGGAGCAGCCUGCAGCUCCCGCAGCUGAACCAGCGGCAGCACCCCCACCUGCAGCUCCGGCGGCAGCGGCGACAGCAACAGCGGCCGCCGCACCAACGGCCGCCACCGCACCGGCUGCACCAGCUGCACCACCAGCCGAGGAGGAGGAAGAGGAGGAGUAUGUGGUGGAGAAAGUUCUGGACCGCCGAGUGGUGAAGGGCAGGGUGGAGUUUCUGCUGAAAUGGAAAGGUUUCUCAGAGUGAGUAUGGGUCCGCUACUUCUAGAUACGGGGCUUGAUUGUUACUUUUACUGCAUCAGAAAUUAUGUCACAGAUUAAAAAAUCCAAACAGUUAUCAGACGUCUCUCCUAUUUUACAAAAGAGUAUUAUUUCUCUAUUUUUAUCAUGAUAGAAACAACUGAGAGCAAAGUUACCACACAUGAACAUUUGCACUAGAAAUAAAAAAAAAACAUUAAAACUUCAAAAAAGACAAAAUCAAAAGGCACCAAGGUUGAAAAAGACUUAAACUUUAUUAUGUCCCAAAAAUGGGUAAAUCGUGUUGCAGCAGGCACAGACAUUUAAAACACUGACAUACAUCAUAAACAGGAAAUGAAUAAAAUAAAAUACAUUUACAUAAAAAAACAGUUCAGGAGGUAAAAAAAAAAAAAAGCAUUAAAGACGAUAAAGAAGGUAAAAAGAAAAGCAUAUGUCAGUCAUACCAGUAUUUUUUGCAUGAACAGAGUGCUUAAAAUGCAGAAACAAAGUUCAAUGUGCAGUUUGCGUACCAAUAAAAGACCCCCAGAUGAAGCUUGAUCUAUAAUAAAAAUAACAAUAUACACUAAUAUCUAAUAUCAGAAACAGUUAUCUCCUCCUGCAGGAAUCAUGUAGGGCGCUGAUAGAUUCUGGGAUGAAGGAAUUUUUAUUCCUGACAACAAAGAGAAGACAGAAAAUCAACUUUUAUUUCAAAGUAGGACUUUUGAAAAUGUGACUGAAGUUUUUUCUGCUUUCUCCACAAACGGAUCACUUUAAAGAAGUUGAAUAAACAGACUCACUCUAAGUUAAAAGAGUUAAAUAGUCUUAAUUCUCUGUGCUUGAUGUUUCUAAUCACAAAAUUAUGUUGCAGCGACCUGAAGGUAAGGCCACAUUACAUUACAAUACAGAUCCAUUUUUAAAUACAGAGUCCUGAUCCCUUUUACAUGUUUAAAUAAUAUAAAUUAGAUUAGGAUUUUUUUAUGCUAUGAUGCAAAACAGACUUCUGACUGUCAUUAGUUACUGGACUGAGCUGUCUCAGUCUGGUGGAUUGUGCUCUGAUGUGGUCCGGUUUCUCUGGUCCAGAGAGGAUGUGUUAGAGCAGCUGCGUCAGCUCUUUAUAGGGCGAUCAAACCACGACCGCCCUCUCUGUCACUGACCGCUCCAUCACUAGACGUCCUGCUGUAUUGGUAGUAUUAACCCAGUUCUGUGGUUACGGCCUUGAAGAACAGUAUUGACUAUAAUACAUGUGUUCUUCUUCAAAGUUUAUUUUUAUUCAUUUAUUGAGUUGAUCUUCAUUAGGAAAAUGGAAACAAAUCAACAUCAGUCUAAAUAUGUCAGAGUUAGCACAAUCGGUACAGUUCAUCCAUCCACCUCUGAAUAGAAGCCACUAUAACACACACACACACACACACACAAACAAAACUCAACUCAACUUUAUUUAUCAUUUAGCUCUUCACAAACAACAGAGUUGAUCCAAAGUUCUUCACAACAACACAGAGAAAAAAACAAAAGAAGAAGAAGAAGAAGAAGAGCAGACAGAGUGACAGUAAUAAUAACGAUAGCGAUAAAAUUUUUGUUUUCAAUACCAUCACUAUCAUCAUCAUCAUCAUUUAUAAUAGUAAUCAUAAAUAACAAUAAUAAAGCUCUAUAAACACAACAUUUAAAAAAAAAAAUUUACCUUGUUUUAAACUUGUUUUCAUGGAUUUUCGAUCCCCCGACAAAGACUGAGGCGCCGCCGUCUCCACAGAGACUGACUGUUCUUCUUUCUCCAUGUGUCGUUCCUGCAGCGAGGAUAACACAUGGGAGCCGGAGGAGAACCUGGACUGCCCAGACCUCAUCGCAGAGUACAUGCAGAAGCACAAAGAGAAGGAGGAGAAAAAGAGGGAGGGGAAGAGGAAAGUAACCAGCGAAGCCUCCGGAGACUCCGAGGAGCGAGGGAGCAAGAGGAAGAAAGAGGAGGUGAGUGAAGAGGAGAGAGGCUGCUAACAUGGACCUCAAUAGAGACAAAAACUCAUGACACACAGUCGCACACGCAGUUAACAUUCCUCCAUCCUGUCUUCAGGGCGAAAAGGCUCGAGGUUUCGGCAGAGGUCUGCAGCCGGAGAGGAUCAUCGGAGCGACGGACUCGAGCGGAGAGCUGAUGUUCCUCAUGAAGUGGUGAGUUUGAGAUCAUGUACUCUUCUCUCAGGCAGGGAUGGGACUCCUCGAUUAGACUGUUCCUGAGACGCUCAGUCUGUUCUCUGUCCUGUCUGAUUUACAGACGAACGUGGCGCUCUGUAUUUGUUUCUGUUUGUUUUUAUUUUCCACGAUGUAAACACGCUCCAAAGUCACGAACCAGCUGACAGGAAACGUCUCAAACGUGUUUAACUAAAAACCAACAAAACAUCGAGGCUUCGAAGAGUUUUCUAAAGAUCCCAAACUUUUCUAUAAGAGGCUGUUAAAAAGAUUUAUCUCUGUGUUUGGAGGUUUAUAUAAGAGUAAGAAUCACUUUUUUAUCCUCGAAGGGAAAUUCAAUAAUCUAAUGUUUACUUUUAUAGAAACAAAGUUGGUUCCUUUGAGUUAAGACGAAUGUUCAUGACCUCUGAUAUGACACUUUUUGGCGUUGGUUAUCUCAUCCUCCUCUCUCCUCUCCUCUUAUGAACAGGAAAAACUCGGAUGAGGCCGACCUCGUCCCCGCCAAGGAGGCCAACGUCAAAUGUCCCCAGGUGGUCAUCUCUUUCUACGAGGAGCGUCUCACCUGGCACUCCUACCCCACCGAGGAGGAGGAGAAGAAAGAGGAUGAGAAAAAGGACUAG